AUGGACGCAUCUGGUAAUAAUCAACCAGGCCUUAACAUUUCAUUCAACCCCAUGAGUUCAGGCAGUAUUGCCGCCACCAAUUCCAGUGGGUAUACAGCUGUUAAUAGCGAAGAUACUGAUCCUGAAUUGACGUACCUGUCUUCCUUGGUUCCCCAAAGCUACGAGGGCGGUCUGCACGUGAAAUCUUAUCAAUUCCACCACAACCAACCCACUUCAAUCGCUCAAAACAGGAUCUGGAACUCACGCUCAAACAACACAAACUCAUCUGGAGUUAACUCUUCCCCUUCCAUGAUUAAUAAUAUGGUGUCUUCACCAAGAACAGAAAAUCAAGGUAUCCACUUGCCUAGUUUCAUGAACAACUCGAUCUUCGACGCGAACUCCAGACAGAAUAACCAGGGAAUUUCUGCCCAUACAAAACAGUUCAAGCACGUAGACUACAGCAGUAUCAGUACCAUGAAAGCUACCCCCAAAGAGUCAUUACCUACUUCUCAGCAAUACGGUGCAUAUGGGCAAAAUAUGCCGGGUCAGAUUAUGGCUAGUUAUGGAAGAAAGAAACAGCUGUCAAUGAAUCAGAGCACUCCCAGCUACAACUCAAGUGUAGCCAGUGUUUCGAGUUUUGAUAACAGAUGCACAUCCUCAGAAACAAAGGGAAAUAAUCAGAACUCUGUUGAAAAAACUACUAAGCAAUCUUUCAACAACUCCUAUGAAAAUUCUGAACGCGAGACGAUCGAGAUGUUGAAAUCCGAACUCAUGUUCAAAAGCCAGCUCAACGAGUCUUUGAAGGAAAAGUUAAGGUUCCUUGAAGAAGAAUCUGCUGUGUCGGAGGACGAAGCUAGACAGGGCGAGCAAAUCAGACUUCCAAAGAACUACAUACAAUUGUUCAGAGAUCUUACCCGUACUUUGAAUGAAAGAACUCAAGAAUUAAAGGAGACGAAAUCCAAAAUUGAAGCUAUUAUUGUGGGAUCUGUCAUGACUAAAGACGUUUCUGUCGACUAUCAGGGGACUUUUGAUGCCCAAGAUAUUGCCCACAGAAUCACAAACAAGUUCACCGUAUUACAAAACGAGAACGAAGCACUUUUAAACAUGGUAAGCUACAGUAAUAAGCAGAGUUUGCUCAUUGAAUUAGGC
Messenger RNA from Metschnikowia bicuspidata var. bicuspidata NRRL YB-4993, 1128 nucleotides. RefSeq names its product Mum2p (gene MUM2). The transcript has a single exon. The record is from RefSeq and is a predicted model, not a curated record. The annotation marks the transcript as partial. Lineage: Eukaryota; Fungi; Ascomycota; Pichiomycetes; Serinales; Metschnikowiaceae.